AUGCAGAAUCAGGAACUUUACAACUUGGUUAAGCAUUCCAAGUUUUCCCAGGUUGCAAAACCGAUCAAAGGUGGACUAAGAAGCUCAUCACCGGUGCCGACUCACCAAAUAAUUUACACACCCAAAUCUAGUGCCAUAAGAUCAAAUUUUGGAAUCAAGACAACCUUACCAAAGCAAAUUGGAUUUUCACAUAUCGUAUUCAAUGAUAUAGAUAAUUAUAAAAAUAUGCCUGAUGUGGAAAAAUAUUCUGGAAAGAUGUAUAAUAGAAUGAAAUUUCAAGAAAUGGGACUUGUGUUAAAGAAUUACUUUAACGAUCAUAACCCAUUAUUUCCUUCAGAGGCAACGAAAACAGAACUAGAAACUUCCAGUGAUAGUAUAUUGGCUGAAUUCAAUCUCUCUGAUUCCGCUGGUGUGUCUGAAGUAAAAUUAUUGCUAAAGGAAAACCCUGGAUUAUACAAACGCUUUCAUGCCUGGUUAAUCAAGAACAAUCCUCAAUGUUUCGUCACAAGUAUGCCAGCAAAAAGGUUAUUAAGCUUGCUCAAACAAUAUUUAUCUAGUGAUAAAACAAUAAAGAAGAGGGAAGUAGGAUUAGAAGAUUUUAUUACACGGAAUGAUUCUUCUCGUGGAACGCCUAAGAUCCAAGGUACGGGCGGCUUCUCUUAUGCUCAGAAAGGAAGACUCAGAAACACUCCAAAUGGAAUUAAGUAUGGCGUUGUGGCUCCUGGUAGGUUAGUAGGAGAUAGAGAAGCUGCAAUUGGAGGAUUUGUGGCGAGUGUUAAUGAUCGUACUACCUUACUUCAGAAUAAUUACUCGAAGAACUAUCCAAAUAAGAAUUCAAGGCAAUUCACCAUGCCUUUCAAAAUCAAUGAGGCGGAGAUUACCGACAAAGGUAAAAUUAAACUCUAUGCCGAUGGUAUAAAAACUGGGUCAUGGAUGCAAAGAACGAACACUAGUAUCGAGUCUUUUGAUAGAACUAAUUAUGAAGCGUCAAAUCCAAACUUUGGAAGCGCAGCAGAAAGGAACACGAAGGAUAAUGCAAAUUUGGAAAAUCUAUUAAAUUUGAUUAAUACGUCUAACUAG
Molecule: messenger RNA, 1080 nt
Organism: Priceomyces carsonii
Lineage: Eukaryota; Fungi; Ascomycota; Pichiomycetes; Serinales; Debaryomycetaceae
Product: mitochondrial 37S ribosomal protein bS1m
Exons: 1
Coding region: 1-1080 (359 amino acids)
Biological process (GO): mitochondrial translational initiation
Cellular component (GO): mitochondrial small ribosomal subunit
Molecular function (GO): structural constituent of ribosome
Source: RefSeq, a predicted model, not a curated record